GGCGGCCAGGUCUGUUCUAAAAGAAACCACACUUCCCAGCAUGCCCCGGGAGCUGGGGCGCGUCACGUGACCGUCUCCGGCUGCGAACUUUCCCCCUGGAGUUCCGCGGCCGCCGCCCCCUUCCCGAGAGAGGAGCCGGGAGAGCGGGCGAUGGAGCUUCAGGCGGGGGCUUCCAGGGACGACGUCUCGGCCUCCGUCCCGGCCCGGCCUCCGCCCCGGGAGCGAGAGAGGAAGCUGCAGCAGGAGAAGCUCUCCGGGGUGGUGAAGAGCGUCCACCGGCGCCUCCGCAAGAAGUACCGCGAAGUGGGAGACUUUGAUAAAAUCUGGCGUGAACAUUGUGAGGACGAGGAAACUUUGUGCGAAUACGCUGAAGCAAUGAAAAACUUGGCAGAUAAUCACUGGACUAAAGCCAGCGAAGGAGAGGGCCGUAUUGAGUGGUGCUGCAGCGUAUCACGGGAGUAUUUUCAAAAUGGUGGAAAACGGAAAGCUCUGGAAAAAGAUGAGAAAAGAGGAAUCUUUACAAGCAAAGUUAUUCCAAACACAGGCAUUCAUCCAACUCCAAAAACUGAAAAUUCUUCAGAAAAUUCAAAUCAUGCUUCUAUAAUGGAUGAAUUGCUGCAUCCUUCAGGAAAGAUCAGAUUACUUGAUGUUGGCAGCUGUUUCAACCCAUUUUUGAAGUUUGAAGAAUUUUUGACUGUUGGCAUUGAUAUUGUUCCUGCUGUUGAGACGGUCUACAAAUGUGACUUCUUAAACCUUCAGAUUCAGCAGCCUCUUCAGCUUGCACAGGAUGCCAUCAAUGCUUUUUUGAAGCAGCUGAAAAAUCCCAUUGAUUGUCUGCCUGGAGAGUUAUUUCAUGUCAUAGUCUUCUCCCUCCUCCUUUCUUACUUCCCUUCACCGUAUCAACGGUGGAUAUGUUGCAAAAAGGCCCAUGAACUCCUUGCCUUAAAUGGAUUGCUACUCAUUAUAACUCCUGAUUCAUCCCAUCAGAAUCGCCAUGCUAUGAUGAUGAAAAGCUGGAAAAUUGCUAUCGAAUCCUUGGGUUUUAAACGUUUCAAGUACUCCAAGCUCUCUCACAUGCAUCUAAUGGCAUUUAGAAAGAUAUCUCUCAAAACAACUAGUGACUUGGUGAGCAGGAACUACCCAGGAAUGUUGUACAUCCCCCAGGAUUUCAACAGUAUAGAAGAGGAGGAAUUUUCUAAUAAUUCCUGCUAUAUCCGGUCAGAAGCUGAAGAUGAACAACUUGCAUAUAGUUUCAUGGAGCUCCCAGACGCUCCUUAUGACUCAGACUCAGGGGAGAGCCAGGCCAGCUCUAUUCCUUUCUAUGAGCUAGAAGACCCUAUACUGCUUCUAACUUAGUGUAACUGUUGAAAUCUUGAAGCCCAAGCUCCAUUUACUGUAAAACUAAUCUUGCUAAACUGACAUCUGCUCUGCACAUAAAACAUUUGUGGAAAGGAAGUACAAAAAGAUUUCAGAAAACUGUCACUAUUUUUUUCUACUUCUGAAUUUUAAAAUUUAUUCUUGUAUUGAAAAUUUGAAGCGUGUGUGUUAUGCAGAAUGGCUCAUGUGAUCGCAUGAACAAGGUUUACUUUAGUAUUUGUAUCAGUAAAAUAUUACAGAAAGGUACUAUUUAUCCUUCCCUCCAGUGCUGUGAAGCUGUGAUUCUGAAAUAUACACCAGUGUAUCUUGAUUUGAUUUUUUAUUUUAUUUUCUGCAUUGCUUGAGAUUCAUGCUAGUAUUUCUCAGUUGUUUGAGCAUAAGCGAUAAUAUGCACUGGUGAUGUCUAAGAAAGAGACUUAGCUUUUGACUUGAACAAACAACAUAUAGAAAGAACAGAGUUUAGUGUGAAUUGAUCUUGAUCUGGUGAAAUGAAAAUAUCUGCUUAAUAUAACUUGUCAGUAAAUGUGCAACUGGAACAUUUUGUAGGAUACCAUCCUCUCUGUCCUUAGGAUAAUACAUAACAUGCAGGUUUAACUAGCUCUCUGCCCCCACUUCUGAUAGAAUAUUUCAAUAUUCUGACAUUUCAUAUUGUACCGUUUUACAAAACAUUAUGCAGCAAAGUGUUCAAGUAGGAAAUGUGAACUUUCAAAAUUCUUGCAUUAAAUGAUAUUGGCAAAAUUUUGAUAAUCCUGAUAUUGUAGACAUUAAUAUUUUUCUUUGCAAUGGGUCCAUCAACUGUAAGUGAAAAUAAUUCAUUUUGGAGGGCUUUUUAGAGGCUAAUCUGCAUAUAUUUUUAAAAGAUAUUUGGAAUCAAA
Molecule: messenger RNA, 2252 nt
Organism: Anolis sagrei ordinatus
Lineage: Eukaryota; Metazoa; Chordata; Lepidosauria; Squamata; Anolidae
Gene: BMT2
Product: base methyltransferase of 25S rRNA 2 homolog
Biological process (GO): negative regulation of TORC1 signaling
Source: RefSeq, a predicted model, not a curated record